AUGUCCGACUCCGAAGCGGCAGCCGCAACGGCUGUAGCAGCGACCGUUCGCGAAUUCAAUGUUGAGCUAUGGACACAGUAUGGAUUCGGCGUCCUCAUAACUGCUCUCAGGUCAUAUGCUCGAGUGAACACCGUAGGUUUCACAGACCUUCGGGUAGAUGACUACCUCAUCUGGUUUGCCAUAUUCACGCUGGCAUUCUUCGCCGUCAAUCAUGGCCAGGGUCUUGCCAACAAUGGUAUGACAGAUGCCGCGCGAGCUGCUCUGGAUCCGGACUCUGAGGAAUACCGACUCAGGUGCCAGGGUGCUGUGAGCAGGCCAAUUGUCUUCGUGACGUACAUCGCAAGCGUGCUCACCGAUAUCUACCUCAUUAUGAUACCCCUUCCAAUGCUUUGGGGUACAAGGCUAAAAUUAGCAAAGAAGAUUGGCGCCACCAUCGUGCUCGGUGCGGGAGUGUUUGUCCUCGUUUGUGCUACUUUGAAGACUAUCUUCGUGGAAGUGGAUCCCAUCCACGGCGCAGAGCUUGCUGGGAGAUGGGGUACGCGAGAAGCCUUCGUCUCAGUCGUCACCACAAACCUCCCCAUGAUGCUCCCCCUUGUCAGGAUGUGGCUCAAGCCGCUAUUGGGUAGCGCAAUCUUCUCGUCUCACAUGCCAUACAAACAUCCAACUGGCUUCCGAACCAUCGGCGGCGGCGAUGGAUAUAAUAAGAACAACUCCCACAAGUCUUCUAGUAAUAAACGUCGUGGACAAAAGGCUAGCUCUAACAACCAACAUGCAACGAGCGGCACCAUACCACUCACCGAGAGCGAGGAGCAGAUUUUUCAGGAUGUAAAGUUGCAGAAUUUGAGAGUUUCUGCGUAG
Molecule: messenger RNA, 858 nt
Organism: Blastomyces dermatitidis ER-3
Lineage: Eukaryota; Fungi; Ascomycota; Eurotiomycetes; Onygenales; Ajellomycetaceae
Exons: 4
Coding region: 1-858 (285 amino acids)
Source: RefSeq, a predicted model, not a curated record